Messenger RNA from Plasmopara halstedii, 285 nucleotides. Its product is annotated as protein transport protein sec61 subunit beta-like. Bases 1 to 285 code for a protein of 94 amino acids. Gene Ontology annotation, biological process: intracellular protein transport. Lineage: Eukaryota; Oomycota; Peronosporomycetes; Peronosporales; Peronosporaceae. The transcript has 2 exons. Gene Ontology annotation, cellular component: Sec61 translocon complex. The record is from RefSeq and is a predicted model, not a curated record.
AUGGCUGCAGGAUCGAAUGGUGCGUUAACAGGCAAAAAACCCGCUCCAACUGCGUCCGCUGAAGGUGCAGCAGCUAGCGGCUUGCGCAACCGACGCCCAGUAGCUUCGGCUCGCUCUGGACAAAACACAGGCCGAGGAAUGGGUGGAAGCUCAGCUGGAAUAUUGCGUUUCUAUACGGACGACUCUCCGGGCCUAAAGAUUGGUCCGACAGCGGUAUUGGUGAGCUGCCUCAUGUUUGUGGGUUUUGUCGUACUACUACACGUCUGGGGCAAGUUUCGUGGAUAG